CUGGUUAUGUAACUCUGCCGGAGACUUUCAAGCUUGGCGCGAUCAUGGCAUGCUGGAACAUGUUUGUUUGGAUUGUUGUAGGUGGAGUCUGGUGGAAAUUCUUGGGCCUGUAUUAGGGGUCCACCAGGUAUCGGACAAUUUUCAAAUUUGUGAUUUUGCUCUUUGUAAAAAUUGGUCAUUAAAGCACCAGUACGACGAACGUUAAAUUGUCGAAGUCCAUCGACAGCAUGGCUUGCUUGUGUACAGCUGCAAGUUUUGGAUGAAGGGGGGGGUCGUACUGGCCAUUUAUCAAAGAGAGAGAGAGAGAGAGAGAGAGAGAGAGAGAGAGAGAGAGAGAGAGAGAGAGAGAGAGAGAGAGAGAGAGAGAGACCCUGCAGCAUGUCUGUUGAGUGGAAAAAGGAAACACAUUUGGGUAUAAGAUCCAGAGGACAGAGGGUGUUGUGUGUGUGUGUGUGUGUGAGAGAGAGAGAGAGGAGUGAACCCUUCAAAAGCGACACUUUGUAGAGCAGGCAAUUAUGCCAGAAUAAUCCCCCUUAGAAAUAUCAACCGACUCAAGCGCGCAAAAAUUAAGAGAAAGAAAUGGCAUUUUGUACUAUUUUGACUCUUUGCAACCUACAUGA
Molecule: messenger RNA, 620 nt
Organism: Chara braunii
Lineage: Eukaryota; Viridiplantae; Streptophyta; Charophyceae; Charales; Characeae
Source: the annotation of a GenBank genome assembly